AUGGGUCCCCCCGGAUAUUCAACCGAAAGAAAGGAAGCAGAGGGCGACACCCUCGUCAUUGCCCUUGACUUUGGCACUACAUUCAGUGGGAUUGCUUACGCCUUCUCAACCGAUCCAGAGGAGAUUUAUCCCAUUACAAACUGGCCCGGCGGUGAAGACCGAAUCGCACCCAAGACCCCAACCGCCAUUCGAUAUGGCAGAAGUCUAGAUGUGAAAUGGGGAUACCAAUUAGACCUCACCCUGUCUGAUAACAUUAUGGGCCUCAAGCUCCUUCUGGACCCGGAGCAGAAACGGCCAUAUUACAUUCCAACUGAUAUUAAAGCAGAGAUGGCGAAACUACCCAAAUCUGUUCUAGAUGUCGCCGCCGACUAUAUGAAGGCUAUAUUUAGCCAUGCUCUCCAGGAGAUAGUAUCGGAUGCCAUUGAUCCAAGCUUCGUCGCCUGCUACCAUAAGAAGUUUAUGCUCACUGUCCCGGCCGUCUGGUCAGACAAAGCGAAGGACCUGACACUUCGGGCUGGUGACGCAAUCGUGAUUUGUGACGCAGGAGGCGGGACAGUCGAUCUCGUGUCCUACGAAAUCCUUAGUUUGGACCCCUUCGAACUGAAGGCAUUGACAGCUCCGUCUGGGGGCAUUUGUGGGUCGAUGAUGGUUAAUAAACUCUUCGAGGAAGAGAUAAAGAAGGUAGUUGGAGACAGCGCAUACGCCGAAUUGAAGAAGACCCCCGCGUAUCGGUGCGCUCUGCGAGACUUCGACGGCGCCAUCAAGCCGGCUUUCCGGGGGAGAAACGACCCGGACAGAUUUGUGAGCUUUCCCAUGGCGGGGUUAGAAGACAACCCUGCUCGUGGGCUCCUGAGUAACUCGAUGACUUUGUCUGGAGAUACCAUGUUUCGCAUCUUCGAUCCCAUCGCUCGGGAGAUCGAGAAACUCGUUUCCGAACAAGUGAGCAGCGUUCGUAUGGAACGACUGCAGCUGAAAUCCAAGACAAAGUCGGCAGUUAAGGCUAUAUUUCUUGUUGGUGGAUUCGGAUCCAGUGCCUAUUUGAAGCAAGUUAUCGAGAAAUCAAAUCCUGGUAUUCUCGUUAUCCAGCCUCGGGAAGCUUGGUCUGCAAUUGUGAGGGGAGCGGUCAUGAGCAAGCUGGGCAUUGCCCCAGUCGUCAAAACCACCAAAGCGCCCAAGCACUACGGCUCCAGCGCCAAUUCCACAUGGAACUCUUCCAGGGACCGUGGCCAUCUCAAGAUAUGGGAUAAAUGGGCGGAGGUGGAAAAAUGUAAAACCAUGAGCUGGUUUAUCUACAGGGGUGAGGAUUUGGUCCGAGGCAAGAAGAUCAAGCUUCCCUUCUACCGAUCUCUGGGAGGGUCCUAUCCCCGUGGCCGAGAGCUUCAGUUCGUUGACCACCUCUACGAAUGCAAUGCUCUCCUGGCCCCAGCACAUCCCAAUGGAGACCUCAGCGCAGCACCGCGUACUUGCUUCACCACCAAACAGCGGCCGUCCGAUGGGGAGUUUUAUACCGAGAUCCAUUACCACCUCGUAAUUGAGAAUGAUUCGUCCGGGCUGAUGAAAUUUUCUCUCGAGGUUGAUGGGAAGGAGUGUGGAACAGUGAACGCAAAGUAUUAA
This is a messenger RNA of Scedosporium apiospermum, 1614 nucleotides long. RefSeq lists its product as uncharacterized. The record is from RefSeq and is a predicted model, not a curated record. The transcript is spliced from 10 exons. NCBI's taxonomy places the organism in Eukaryota, Fungi, Ascomycota, Sordariomycetes, Microascales, Microascaceae. The coding region runs from base 1 to 1614 and encodes 537 amino acids.